AUGGGCAAUCUCAUCAUCUACCCCGGCAUCAUCUACCCCGGCAUCAUCUACCCCUGCCUCAUCUACCCUUGCAUCAUCUACCCCGGCAUCAUCUACCCCUGCAUCAUCUACCCCUGCAUCAUCUACCCCUGCAUCAUCUACAUCAUCUUCAUCUACCCCGGCAUCAUCUACCCCUGCAUCAUCUACACCAGCAUCAUCUACCUCUGCAUCAUCUGCCCCUGUCUCAUCUAUCCCAGCAUCAUCUACCUCUGCAUCAUCUACCUCUGUCUCAUCUACCCCAGCAUCAUCUACCCCGGCAUCAUCUACCCCUGCAUCAUCUACCUCUGCAUCAUCUGCCCCUGUCUCAUCUACCCCGGCAUCAUCUACCUCGUUCUCAUCUGCAUCAUCUACCUCUGCAUCAUCUGCCCCUGUCUCAUCUACCCCAGCAUCAUCUACCUCUGCAUCAUCUACCCCAGCAUCAUCUACCUCUGCAUCAUCUGCCCCUGCCUCAUCUACCCUUGCAUCAUCCUCUACCCCUGCAUCAUCUACCCCUGCAUCAUCUACCUCUGCAUCAUCUGCCCCUGCCUCAUCUACACCAGCAUCAUCUGCCCCUGCAUCCCCUGCAACAUCUUCUGCGGAAACAUCUACCCCGGCAUCAUCUACCCCUGCAUCAUCUACCCCUGCAUCAUCUACCUCUGCAUCAUCUACAUCAUCUUCAUCUACCCCGGCAUCAUCUACCCCUGCAUCAUCUACAUCAUCUUCAUCUACCCCGGCAUCAUCUGCCCCUGCAUCAUCUACCCCUGCAUCAUCUACCCCGGCAUCAUCUACCCCUGCAUCAUCUACCCCUGCAUCAUCUACCCCUGCAUCAUCUACCCUUGCAUCCAUCAUCUACCUCUGCAUCAUCUACCCCUGCAUCAUCUACCUCUGUCUCAUCUACCCCACAUCAUCUACCUCUGCAUCAUCUACCCCAGCAUCAUCUACCUCUGCAUCAUCUGCCCCUGCCUCAUCUACACCAGCAUCAUCUACCCCGGCAUCAUCUACCCCUGCAUCAUCUACCCCUGCAUCAUCUACCCCUGCAUCAUCUACCUCUGCAUCAUCUGCCCCUGCCUCAUCUACCCUUGCAUCAUCCUCUACCCCUGCAUCAUCUACCCCUGCAUCAUCUACCCCUGCAUCAUCUGCCCCUGCAUCCCCUGCAACAUCUUCUGCGGAAACAUCUACCCCUGCAUCAUCUACCUCUGCAUCAUCUACCCCUGCAUCAUCUACACAAGCAUCAUCUACCCCUGCAUCAUCUACCCCGGCAUCAUCUACACCAUCUUCAUCUACCCCAGCAUCAUCUACCCCUGCAUCAUCUACACCAUCUUCAUCUACCCCAGCCCCUGCAACAUCUUCUGCAGAAACAUCAACCCCUGCAUCAUCUACCACAACUACAGUUGCCCCAACAACAACAACCACAGUUACCCCAACAACAACUACAACAGUUGCCCCCACGACAACUACUACACCUGCCCCAACAACAACUACAGUUGCCCCAACGACAACUACUACAGCUGCCCCUACAACAACUACAGUUGCCCCAACAACAACUACAACAGUUGCCCCCACGACAACUACUACACCUGCCCCAACAACAACUACAGUUGCCCCAACGACAACUACUACAGUUGCCCCAACAACAACUACAGUUGCCCCAACUACAACAACCACACCACCAACAGAGAUCUACCGUUCUCUGAUGAAUUGUUAAACACUAACAGUGAAUUAUAUAAAAGUGAAAAGCAGAAAAACGAAAAAGCUUGUUUAAUUCAAAUAGUUCAAUUCAAAAAUCCGAAUUGUGUUGUAACUUCAUUUAGCCGAUCCUCACUUGAGACAAGAGCCAGUGCCACUGAUGUCAACUUCAACAUUAGUUUUGCACCAACAAAUCUUCCAACAAAUGCUGCUGUUGUCACAGCUCUCCAGGAAGGAGCUAGCGCUUUUAGCAACGUUGCAGUCACAUCAAGCCCUGUCACAGAUGCUACAACUUCAACUGCAUCAACUACUACCUCAACAACCACAAUACCCACUGCAUCAAGUGGAGCACCCCUUAAGAUCAGCUUUGUCAAUACAUUGUUCUUAUUCAUUAUUACUUAUCUGCUGUCACAUCUAGAGAAUCCGGCUGUAGGCAGCCACCAUCUGUGGAAGUGGGACAAGUGA
Knipowitschia caucasica is the source of this 2169-nucleotide messenger RNA. The record is from the annotation of a GenBank genome assembly. NCBI's taxonomy places the organism in Eukaryota, Metazoa, Chordata, Actinopteri, Gobiiformes, Gobiidae.